Phyllostomus hastatus (greater spear-nosed bat) is the source of this 3668-nucleotide messenger RNA. RefSeq names its product zinc finger protein 750 (gene ZNF750). Bases 713 to 2854 code for a protein of 713 amino acids. Gene Ontology annotation, molecular function: DNA-binding transcription activator activity, RNA polymerase II-specific; RNA polymerase II cis-regulatory region sequence-specific DNA binding; promoter-specific chromatin binding. NCBI's taxonomy places the organism in Eukaryota, Metazoa, Chordata, Mammalia, Chiroptera, Phyllostomidae. Gene Ontology annotation, biological process: positive regulation of transcription by RNA polymerase II; epidermis development. The record is from RefSeq and is a predicted model, not a curated record. The transcript has 3 exons. Gene Ontology annotation, cellular component: nucleus.
GGCUCCUCCGGUUCCGGGACAUGUGGGGAGACACACUGCAGGCAGAACCGCGGCUCUGACCGGCGGCUCCCGGCUGCCAGCACGCACCGGAGCCGGGCGCAGAGUCUCCCACACUGUCUCUAUUACAACAUCGCAGACCCGCUGGAGUCUGGCCUGCCCUGUGUUCACCUCUGCCCUCGCCCUGGACACGCCGGAACCCUCUGGCCUGAACGCCGGGCCGGCACUGACAUGGCACUCGCGAGCCAAAGCAAGGGAGCUUCCGGGAGGCGCACCGUGGUGCUUGCCUUGGCCCAUGGGUGACGCUGCUCUGAGGCAGCUCAGUGGUGCAAACACGUGGGAGCAAACACAUGAAUCGUAGCUGCGGGCAGGAGGAAUAUCAGGUGCAUCUCUAGGCCCCGAGGGCUCAACUCCUCCACUUAAACCCCUCCCACCGGGGCGGCCGCUCAGUUUCACAGAGCAGCCGGCUGAGACAGUCCUGCUCCUGGGCACUGUCCGCCGCCGCCACCCGCCGCCGCCUGCUCCUGCACUGCCUGCCUCCGCUCCAGGCCCCAGAUGAGCGACGCGCCCACGGUCGGGCCGGCGGCACAGCUAGCUGGCUGCAGGUAAGGCGGCAGGAGGGAAGCCGGGGAGCGGCAACACUCCACGUGUGGAUUCGGCAGCAGCCACCGCAAGCGGGCCCCAGGGAAGACCGGAGCCCCACCGAGAGAAGAAAAUGAGUCUCCUCAAAGAGCGGAAACCCAAGAAGCCGCACUACAUCCCGAGGCCUCCGGGGAAGCCCUUCAAGUACAAGUGCUUCCAGUGUCCCUUCACCUGCAACGAGAAGUCUCAUCUCUUUAACCACAUGAAGUACGGUCUCUGCAAGAACUCCAUCACUCUGGUGUCGGAGCAAGACCGCGUCCCCAAGUGCUCCAAACCCAGCUCCCUGGACCCUAAGCACGCACACCCGCCGGACCCUGCGGUGAAGCCCACCUCCUCCAAGUCGGCCACACACAGGCUCCCCGCCCUGGACGCCAAGCUCCCGCUCGGCCUCGCCAAGGACGACGCCAAGGAGAACGUGCAACUGCAGGUCCACGGGUCCCACAAGGGCGCUGGGCAGAAGCCCGCGCCCCACAAGGAAGCCGCACACCUGGGGCCGGCCCCAGAGGCCGCCCCGGGCACCCAGCCCACCCUGGAGGGCAUCGUGCGGCCGUCGGCCUUUGUCCCCGUGGGAGACCACAGACUCAAAGGGCCUGAGCACGCUGAGGCUCUCGAGCCACUGGCCCUGCCCAGCCCCACCGCCAAGGCUGCUGCCUUCCAUGCCAAGUCGGCCUUCCACGCCCCUGCCUACCCGUGGAAAGCCGGCUCGCCUUUCCUCCCGCCCGAGUUUCCACAUAAAGUCCCACCCACAAAGGGGUUCGGGGCCCUCUCCCCUUACGUGCACCCUGCCGUCCCUGAGUACCCCCCUCACUUUUACGCAGAGCACGGACUGGCCACCAUCUACACGUCCUUCCGACUGGCCGGGGACCCACCGGAGUGUGGCGCCCCCCUGCUGUCCGUCUACGGGGCCCGAGACCAGAGGCACUUCCUGCCCCACCCGGGGCCCAUGCCCAAGCACCUGAGCCCCUCUCCCCCGACAUAUGAGCACUACAGGUUCCUCCCGCAGUACCACCCCAGCCUGCCGGUUCCUUACGGGUUCUACAGGCCCGAGUCCGCGUUCUCCUCCUACGGUCUCAGGCUGCCACUCGUCACCGGUGUUUCUCAAGAUCAAAGCUCUCACCUGCUGGAAGAGGCUGACCUGGCCUACCGGGCCUCAAGUCCGCCCACGUCAAACCCCUCCGACUCCCACAAAAAACAUGCAGAGUCUGACAAAGAGAGUCCGACUCCCGAGGCUGAAGACCCUCCCAAAGACAGGCAGAGGGACACCGAAGGGACCAAGAUGAGCCCGCGUGCGGGCAGUGCGGCCACCGGCUCCCCAGGGAGGCCGAGCCCCACCAACUUCACACAGACCAGCCAGCCAUGUGCCGGACUGGGCAGCCUCUCGGACAAGCCCGCCUGUAGUGCCCUGGGGAGGCUCCAGCAGCCCGAACGGGGCCUCACCGCCUUCAAGCCCAUCAUGAAGAGCACAGAGCACCCACAUUCCCAAGCUCUGGAAAACAGAGACAACUCCCCAAAAAGCCCCGAAGCGGUGAGCACCGACGCUCCGGCCCAGGCAGGGAGCACCUGCGGCAGCGUGCCGUCCAGCCCGGAGGGUGGUUCCGGGGCAGCCCCGCUGAACCUCUCCAAGAAACCGGAGACCAAGCCAGCAGCCACCCACCCCCCCAUGUACAAAGACUUUGCAGAGCUGCAGGACAUGCCUCUCAACCUCUCGGUGAAGGACCCCUGCAACGCCCUGACGCCGAGGCCCUCCCCCCACAGCCCGCCGCGGGAGCCGGAACCUGCUCCUGCUUCUCAGAAUGCUGAGCCAGAAGGUUCUGGAGAUGGGCCGGACCGCACCGAGACCAACCAGAACGGCCCCAGCUCUGACGAAGGUCCAGUGGCCAGCCCCACGGGGGAGGCCCAGGACGCACGGGCGGCGGACAACAGUGACGAGCAGAAGCAGACAGCGGCCGUGGCCCUCUGCCAGCUGGCAGCCUACAGCCCAGGCCCCGUCCGGGUGGGCGACGGGGAAGCCGUGGCCCAGGAGCCCUCCUGCCAACGCGACGCGCCCUCGGCAGGUGCCUCCGCGGGCCGAGAGCCUCCGAGCAGCCUCAGACCCAAAGCGCAGAAGAGAGCGAGCCCGCGGGACGCGGGGAGGGCCCAGCAGGGGACCAAGAAGGCAAAGCCGAGCGACACGGCCAGAGUGUCCACGCUCCGGAAGAGGACGCGGCUGUCUUAGCGCCAGCUCACCCGCCCGCUGAGGCUCGCCCGCCCGCUGAGAGCUCGGGCCGGCACCCCCGAAGGCGGGUCACGGAGCAGCAAGCCUUCAAGGGCACCUUCAUUCUUUCACCUGGUCGGCUUUUACAAGGCAGUUUUUUCUUCUCAAAAAGACACACGGAAAGCAAGCCGCAAAUGAGUUCGCUUUCUGCAAACGCCACGCAGAAUGCUGCACAGCGCCCCCACUCGGGGCUGUGAGAACAUCUGAACGACUCACGAGACCGACACGUUAGACACUGGCUUCCAAUUCUGCGAAAUACCAAACGAAACAGGUAAAGCGGAAAGGUCGCUUUCACGUGUAAGCCACCUCACGGAAAACCUUUUCACAAUACUCUUCCUGUAAAUAUCUUAGCACUAGAACAUACUGUCUUAACUGUAUUAUUAAACCGACUGUGUUUUGAAGUAACUGAAAAUGCCAGAAAAAACAUUUGCAGUGCUGACAUGCAAGUGCUGUAUGUAAAAACGUUGUGAUCUGUUACGACUGAAGAUUACACGUCCAGCAAAAGGCUAUUUAUGCAAAUAAUUUAUUCCGCUGGGGGAAGCGCACUGCCGGUGAAGCCAUUUCACUGGGUUCUAUUCUGCACAACGUUACAAUGGGUUUUCUGACUCACUCAGCCUCACUCCCCUCUCCCUGAAAUGAUGACAGAACUGCUAAUUUUCCAAUAAAGUCAUAGAUGAAAUUUAAGGGUACACAAAAUGAAGACAAAGAUGAACUGUGUAACACUGAAGUGUAUUUUGCCACAAUAAACUUAAAAUGAAAAAAGAGACAAGAGCUG